Hyla sarda is the source of this 2986-nucleotide messenger RNA. It is a transcript of the gene ARRDC4, whose product is annotated as arrestin domain containing 4. Gene Ontology annotation, molecular function: ubiquitin-like ligase-substrate adaptor activity. The record is from RefSeq and is a predicted model, not a curated record. The coding region runs from base 690 to 1877 and encodes 395 amino acids. Gene Ontology annotation, biological process: protein transport. The transcript is spliced from 8 exons. NCBI's taxonomy places the organism in Eukaryota, Metazoa, Chordata, Amphibia, Anura, Hylidae. Gene Ontology annotation, cellular component: cytoplasm; plasma membrane.
ACAGGGAAGUGUUUAGACUGUCAGCUCUCGCUGCUCCCUCAACUCCAGCCAAGGACUCCAAACAACAGUGAAUUGACAGAAGGCUGAUAAGUGGGCACUAUUGAAGAGCAUUGAUCUCCAGCGCACACACUCGGGGUGGGGGAUCUUGUCCUUCUUUUCCAAGCAGCAGCUGGUCUCCGCAUACCAGGAAGUGUCCCAGAUUUCCCUUGUUUUGAGCAUGUAUCUGCAUCACAUGACCCGAUGACUGUAUAACCCAGUGACAAGAUAGUAUUCAGCUUUGUGCUUCCACUGGUGGUCACAAGUUUUCCCUUUAUAAUCUAAAUACGACCCAUUGUGUGCCCUUCUUGUUUCGAUGACAGACAGCGGUGACUUAUUUCAAGCAGCUGGCCAAGUCUUUUGGAAGCCACAAGAUCGUCUUGUCCCCUAUUUAGCAAGUAUCACAUUUUUGCAACUAAGGCAUAUCUGCGCCAAACCCAACGCAGACCUAUCUGAGGUCUUUUUGCCACCUUAAACCUUCCCUUUAUAUCUUUAUCUAAAACCUAUUAUAAAUAUUUUUGCUUGUGUUUUUUUUUUUUUUAAGCAAACUUUUGCAAGCAGCACAGUAUCUGUUUACUCGAAUGGCAUGCAAGACCUCAUUCUGAGCAUGGGUCGUGUUGUAGCUUAGGUGUACCGUUUUUUCGGGGUAAAAAAUGGUUGGGGGAGUUCUUAUGAGCAUUGUACUGGAAAACGAAAGGAUAAAUGGCUACGCCGCAGGGGAAUCCGUAACUGGACAGGUGGUUUUGCAGCUGCUGGAAGAUGUUCAAGUGUUAGGGCUUCACCUUCAUGCAGGUGGCGGAGCAUUCGUAUCCUUGACGGUGAAGAGAGAAGAAGAAUGGUUUGAAUGUCUCAACGAGGAGAUGGCCUUAAUGGCAACAUCCACAGGAGAAACCCAAUUGUUUACAGCUGGGAGCCACAAUCUUCCCUUUCAUUUUCGGCUUCCUGAUGGGCCACUGGUUACCUCUUUUUCUGGCAGAUAUGGCAGGGUACAUUAUGAACUCACGGCAGUUUUGGAAAGACCACUAUUGCCUGCUUACAGUGUCCACCGGGAGCUGCGGAUCACCAAUCGUAUAGAUGUCAACUCCCCACCGCUGCUGGCAUCGGUACAACGAUAUAAAGAGAAAAUGGUUGGCUGCUGGCUGUGCACCUCGGGACCAAUUUCUCUAAGUGCCAAAAUUGGGAGAAAAGGUUAUUGUAAUGGGGAGGCUAUACCGAUCUAUGCAGAAAUUGAAAAUGGGUCAUCGCGAUUAGUGGUUCCAAAAGCUGCUAUUUUCCAAAUUCAAAGUUUUAUAGUCGAUGGAAAGAUGAAACAACAUAGACAAAUGCUAGCCAGAGUGCGUGGGAAUCAUAUAGCAUCUGGAAGCACUGAAACCUGGAAUGGAAAAACUCUGAAAAUACCUCCAGUGACACCCACAAUUGUAGGCUGUCCUAUCAUCCAUGUGGAGUAUGUCCUCGCAGUCUACAUACACAUUCCUGGUGCAAAAAAGUUAAUGGUGGAACUACCUCUAGUUAUCGGUACUGUCCCAUUUAAUGGAUUCUUGUACAGGAAUUCAAGUGCUGCCAAUCAGUUUACUGUAGACAUGAGCUGGCUUGCCUUAACACUGCCAGAGCAACCAGAAGCACCACCAAAUUAUGCCGAUAUCGUGUCAGAAGAAGAGCUUUCUUGGACAGCCCCUAUAGCCACUGACCAAAGUGAUUUAAUUGAAGGACUUAACUUUCCACCAUUUACUGUAAUCCAGGAGUUCAGGUUCCAACCUCCACCACUGUAUUCUGAGGUAGAUCCCCAUCCCAACAACGACUCAACAGAACAGAGAACUGCCUCAUUCAUCCUGGAGGAAUGAAACCAUACUUCUAAAUCCUGUAAUAUCAAUAAAGAGUUUACAUUUAAUGUGAUGCAUCAUCCCAAGAACAAGGAACAUGCUUUUUAUACAACAUGUAUUAGAUGUUCCCUCCAAAAUUGUCAAAGUUCCUUGUUCCACAAGUGCUUGAUCAUCUUAAUUAGGUCUAUAAAAAAAAAAAAAAAUCAAUGCAAGUUGGUUACAUAAGUGCGACAGAAUGGGUAGCCACUCCAGAAAUCCUAUUCAUAGACCUCUAACUAUGUUAAAGUUGAUUUACAGGUAGCAGUAGAAAAGGUGCUGUAUUGGGUAGUAGCAGAUGCUGUGCCUAUCAGGGAAAGUAUAGCAUACAGCAUCUGACCUGCUAUAAGGGAAAAAGUGUAACAUGUCUACAGUCUUUUGGGAUUUAUUGCAUUGUUUUUUGUUUCGUUUUGGUACUUUUUUUUGUUUCUGUACAUUUUUACCUGUUGUCACUGUUGUUAAUGAGUUAAAGUGAAGUGCCAUCUUUAGCCAAGUAUUGGCAAAAUAGUCAACAAAAUGUAUAACUGGAUUUAGAAAAUGUUCUUUAAGCAGCCAGUGUAAAUGUAAAUGCUGUAGACCAGGCUUUUACUGGCCUUGCACUAGAGUUUGACAAGUGUAUGUAAAUCAGUAAGAGUGUGCACAAACUAUUAUAUAAUCCUGCUACAAGCCACACAGGCCUCAUUUGUCCAUAUGAAAAUAUGGCUGUGUCCAUUGCCUUUUUUGUUUUUACAUUUAAGUUUUAGAAAAUUCAGUAUUUUGAAGUUGAUUCAAACUUGGCACCAUUACUUACUAAUUGUUUUGCAAAUACUGGACAGGUUGCCAUCUAGAGACCUCCUUUCUCAUCAGCUACAGAGUCUCUUGCAUACUCUGCUGUGCAUGGUGCCGCUCAACCAGCUGCCUCUAAGCUUCUUCUACAUAGGCAGAGAAAAGGAUUUAUUAGACUGGUUUGGUUCGUCCAUGUAGGCAGAGGGAACUGGAUAAUGAUGGCUGCUGGUGGCCCCCUGAAGAUGCAUAAACUAGUGUAAAUCUCAGGGGGUCACUGCUGUGUCAUGUGACAGAGGGACACCAGCUGAAGGCAUGGAUUUUCAAGUAUA